This is a messenger RNA of Castor canadensis (American beaver), 627 nucleotides long. Lineage: Eukaryota; Metazoa; Chordata; Mammalia; Rodentia; Castoridae. The record is from RefSeq and is a predicted model, not a curated record.
AUGGGGGGCAGCUUGCGGGUGGCCGUGCUGGGCGCUCCGGGAGUGGGCAAGACGGCCAUCAUCCGCCAGUUCCUGUUCGGUGACUACCCCGAGCGACACCGGCCCACGGACGGCCCCCGCCUCUACCGGCCCGCAGUGCUGCUCGACGGCGCCGUCUAUGACCUGAGCAUCCGCGACGGCCACGGCGCCGGCCCCACCUCGCCUGGCCCGGGCCCGAGCCCCGGAGGGCGCCAGGAGUGGCCGGACCCUAAGGACUGGAGCUUGCAGGACACAGACGCCUUCGUGCUGGUCUACGACAUCUGCAGCCCGGACAGCUUCGACUACGUGAAGGCCCUGCGGCAGCGAAUCGCCGAGACCAGGCCGGCAGGUGCACCCGAGGCCCCCAUCCUCGUGGUAGGCAACAAGCGGGACCGGCAGCGGCUGCGCUUCGGCCCCCGGCGUGCGCUGGCCGCCCUGGUGCGCAGGGGUUGGCGCUGCGGCUACCUCGAGUGCUCGGCCAAGUACAACUGGCACGUGCUGCGUCUCUUCCGCGAGCUUCUGCGCUGCGCGCUGGUGCGCGCACGCCCUGCACAUCCGGCCCUGCGCCUGCAGGGGGCGCUGCACCCGGCGCGUUGCAGCCUCAUGUGA